Messenger RNA from Phodopus roborovskii (desert hamster), 2555 nucleotides. It is a transcript of the gene Depdc1, whose product is annotated as DEP domain containing 1. The coding region runs from base 23 to 2452 and encodes 809 amino acids. The record is from RefSeq and is a predicted model, not a curated record. Gene Ontology annotation, biological process: intracellular signal transduction. The transcript is spliced from 12 exons. Gene Ontology annotation, cellular component: transcription repressor complex; nucleus. Lineage: Eukaryota; Metazoa; Chordata; Mammalia; Rodentia; Cricetidae.
GACUCUGCCCAUCGCUGACAGCAUGGAGGAUCGGAGUGCUCCUCUGGGGCCUUACCGGGCCACCAAGCUGUGGAAUGAAGUAACCACAUCUUUUCGAGUAGGAAUGCCUUUAAGGAAACAUAGACAACAUUUAAAAAAAUAUAGCAAUUGUUUCACUUCAGGAGAAGCAGUUGAUUGGCUUUAUGAUCUAUUAAGAAGUAAUAGUAAUUUUGGCCCUGAAGUUACAAGACAACAGACUGUUCAACUAUUGAGAAAAUUUCUUAAAAAUCAUGUGAUUGAAGAUAUCAAAGGUAGAUGGGGAUCAGAAAACCUCGAUGACAACAAUCAACUAUUCAGAUUUCCUGCAACUUCUCCACUUAAAACUCUUCCACCAAGACAUACAGAAAUCAGGAAAACAAGCACAGAGUACUUUUCCAAAGAUAAAGACAGUAUUUUUAAAUUACGAAACAUGACUCGUAAAACUCCUAAGAAGCGUGGAUUACUUUUCUCUCAGGAAAAUACAGAAAACAUAAAUCGUGAAAGAUUAAUCAAAGAAGACCAAGAAAACUCAGCUGACAACAGAGAAAUAAGCCAGCAAGAUGUCGAAGAAGUUUGGAGAUAUAUUAUUAUGAUCUACCUGCAAACCAUUUUAGGUGUGCCAUCUAUAGAAGAACUCAUAAACCCAAACCAAGUAAUUCCUCAAUAUAUAAUUUACAACAUGUCCAACACAAGUAAGCAUGGAGUGGUUAUACUACAAGACAAAUCAGAGGAUCUUCCACAUUGGGUAUUAUCUGCUAUGAAAUGCCUAGCAAAUUGGCCAAGAAGUAAUGACACCAAUAGUCCAACUUAUGUUGGAUUUGAACGUGAUGUAUUCAGAACAAUUGCAGAUUAUUUUCUAGAUCUCCCUGAACCUCUACUUACAUUUGAAUAUUAUGAAUUAUUUGUGAACAUUUUGGUUGUUUGUGGCUACAUCACAGUUUCAGAUAGAACAAGUGGAAUAUAUAAAAUCCACGAUGAUCCACGGUCUUCAAAUAUCCAUCAUUUAAGCAAUUUGAAUUCCUUCAAAUCAACUGAGUGUCUUCUUCUCAGUCUGCUUCACAAAGACAAAAGCAAUGAAGAAUUGGAUUCUACUGAGAGUCUGCAAAGAAGUGAUCAAGGACCUCAAGAAAGAUGUGCCAAGACCAUGCAGCUAGUUAAUUUAAGAAACAGAAGAGCUAGUGCUAAUGACAUAAUGGGAGGAAGUUGUCAUAAUUUAAUAGACUUAAAUAAUACACAUGUUCUGUCCUCUAACAUCAAACCAAGGUGCUCUUCUUUGGAAGGAAUUGUAGAUAUACCAGGGAAUUCAAGUAAAAAGGUAUCCAGUAUCUUCCACCAGUCUUUCCUGAACAAAGAAGAACAAAAUAGUAAACAAUCUUUAGUACCAAUGCCCAAACAGAAAUCUCUAUUUAAUCUUCACUCCAAAGAAAAUAUUCAGCAGCCAUACUGUGUUGGUAUUGAAAGAAUCCCCACUUUGACUGUGCAAGACCAAGGGGAGUUAUUGAAAGGAAAAAAUAAUUCAAAACAGCUUUUUAGAUCUCAGAGUUUGCUUUUAAGAAGUAGUACAAGACAGAACAGAUAUAUCAAUACACCAGUGGCUGAAAUUAUAAUGAAACCAAAUGUUGGACAAGGCAAUACAAAUGUUCAAAGUGAGCUCGGAGAGUCUAGUCCCACAAUCAAUAAAAGACUGUGCAAAAGCACAGUAGAACUUUCAGAGAAUUCUUUACUUCCAGCUGCUUCUGUAUUGACUGGCACACAAAGUUUGCUGCAACCUCAUUUAGAAAGAGUUGCCAUCAAUGCUCUACAGUUAUGUUGUUUGUUACUUCCCCCACCAAAUCGUAGAAAGCUUCAACUCUUAAUGCGCAUGAUUUCUCGAAUAAGUCAAAAUGUUGAUAUGCCCAAACUUCAUGAUGAAAUAGGUACAAGAUCAUUGAUGAUACAUACUUUUUCUCGGUGUGUGCUGUGUUGUGCUGAAGAAGUCGAUCUUGAUGAGCUUCUUGCUUCAAGAUUGGUUUCUUUCCUAAUGGAUCAUCAUCAGGAAAUUCUUCAAGUACCCACUUAUUUACAGACUGCAGUGGAGAAACAUCUUGACUACAUUAGAAAAGGCCACGUUAAAAAUCCUGGAGAUGGACAAGUUGUUCCUUUGCCAACAUAUUCUUACUGUAAGCAGAUUACUACUAAAGAAUUUGAUGAGCAGAAAAUUUCAACUUCUCAAGCUGCAAUUGAAGAACUUUUGGAGAAUGUUGUUAAAAGUAAAAGCUUGUCUCUAAAGGAGAAAAGAAGAAAACUGAGUCAGUUUCAGAAGGAAUAUCCCUUGAUAUAUAAGAAAAGAUUUCCAACCACUGAGAGUGAAGCAGCACUUUUUGGUGACAAACCUACAAUCAAGCAACCAAUGCUGACUUUAAGAAAUACAAAGCUUCACAGUUUGCGAUACUGACUUAAAACUUCAACAAAUGUGGCUAUACAUUAGAAUAUUUCUACUUAAAAUGAAGUCUUAAUAUUAUUGUUUCCAGUAGAAGGAGCUUACAUAAGGAGAUGGC